Messenger RNA from Apodemus sylvaticus (European woodmouse), 1720 nucleotides. RefSeq names its product calcium voltage-gated channel auxiliary subunit gamma 6 (gene Cacng6). The record is from RefSeq and is a predicted model, not a curated record. Gene Ontology annotation, cellular component: membrane; L-type voltage-gated calcium channel complex. The coding region runs from base 984 to 1628 and encodes 214 amino acids. Gene Ontology annotation, molecular function: calcium channel regulator activity. Gene Ontology annotation, biological process: regulation of calcium ion transmembrane transport via high voltage-gated calcium channel; calcium ion transport. Lineage: Eukaryota; Metazoa; Chordata; Mammalia; Rodentia; Muridae. The transcript is spliced from 3 exons.
AGAGGCAGGAGAGCCCGGGAGACCCGGGUGGGAAGCCCAGAGGCAGCGCGGGACCCUGAGCUGAGUCUGGAGCGAUCCUGGCCGAGCAGGCCUUGGGAGCCCGGGGGAGGGGGAGCCGAGUGACUGCAGACAGACUGACUGAGAGUCCCUUACCAAAUCCUGUGUCCCCCCCCUCCCCCCACACGCACAGGGUAUUUUGCCUUGGUUUUCUGAGCCAGAGUGUGGACCACAGUACCUUGGUCUGAGCCCUGUCCUGACUACAAGUUUUUCUCCUGGGCCCUCAGAGCGUCCCCCAGCCUCUUUUUUUUUGGACCUCACUGUGAUUCUCAGCCACUGUGGGAGACGUGGGCUCUUUUCUGAGUAGUCCCUGACUCACCCAGACCCCCUCAAAUUCCAGUGGGGUCCCAGAUUUGCUGUGAAUACUGGAGGCUUCCCCUUGCCUCUCUGAGACUUGGAAGGAUUUCUAACUUUACCAGUGAAAUCCCAAUUCUAACUCUUGUAUAGCCAGCCCAAAAGGGUUCUGAUUCCUCCUUUCUCAAAUUCUGAGCCUGAAGAAGCCUAAACUGUCUUUCAAAUACACGGAAGAGCUCAGCUCCUGUCUUAGAGACAAGUCCGAGGCUUACAGGAGACCCCAUCGGCAGCCUUCGGAGACUGAGCAAGUCUUUCCCCUUGGCCUCCUAAGUCCUCCUGGGUAAACCUCAGAGCAGUCUAGCUUUUUCUCUAGGCCUCACCUGUGCAAAGUUCCUGUGCACAAGCCCUGGUGGCAUCCUUAGGCCAAGAAUAUAGUUAGUUUGUUUCUCUCCUCGGGGUCAAAGGCUUCCACUCUUGCAUUUGGGGUUCAGCUUUUUCUCAUUCCCAAUCUAGUUGACACAGCCCACUACUUCUUUUGAAAGUCCAGGCCCUGCUCCCUGCCCCUUAGGCCUCUCUGCACAGGUCUUUCUGACUCCUUGAAGCUCUCCUGAGCCCCAGCCGAUCCCAUCAUCAUGAUGUGGUCUAACUUCUUCAUGCAAGAGGAAGACCGACGCCGGACAGCCGUGGGCCGGCGCCGUGCCCAAGAACAGCAGAAUCUCGGCCUGACUCCGGAGCGAGAGGGCAAGAUCAAGCUGGGCUUGCUGGUGGUGAUCGUGGGUGCCACUCUGGCUGUGCUGGCUGUGGGCACCGAGUUCUGGGUGGAACUCAACACGUACAAGUCCAACGGCAGUGCCGUCUGUGAGGCCGCCCAUUUGGGGCUGUGGAAGGUGUGCAUCAAGCGACUGUGGCAGGCGGAUGUGCCCGCGGGCAGGGAGACCUGUGGCCCAGCUGAGCUGCCCGGAGAAGCAAACUGCACCUACUUCAAAUUCUUCACCACGGGGGAAAAUGCGCACAUCUUCCAUCGAACCACCAAGAAAGGCCUGCUGCUCUUUGUCAGCCUGGAGGUGUUCCGGCAUUCCGUUAGAGCCCUGCUGCAGGGAGUCAACCCUGAGACCCCUCCAGCUCCACGCCUGGCCUAUGAGUAUUCCUGGUCCUUAGGCUGUGGUGUAGGCGCUGGUCUAAUCCUGCUGCUGGGGGGAGUCUGUUUCCUCCUGCUCACCUUGCCUUCCUGGCCCUGGAGGUCACUCUGCCCCAGGUGGGGCGGCCCAACCACCUAGAGCUCUGGCCUGCUAUCUGGAGGCAUCUGCCAACCCUGCCUCAGUUUCCAACUUUCUCCUCAAGACUUUUCAUCUCUCUUCUAGAGAAACUG